Molecule: messenger RNA, 757 nt
Organism: Lepisosteus oculatus (spotted gar)
Lineage: Eukaryota; Metazoa; Chordata; Actinopteri; Semionotiformes; Lepisosteidae
Product: small ribosomal subunit protein eS27-like
Biological process (GO): translation; ribosomal small subunit assembly
Cellular component (GO): cytosolic small ribosomal subunit; ribosome
Molecular function (GO): RNA binding; structural constituent of ribosome
Source: RefSeq, a predicted model, not a curated record
GCGUUUGCAAUAAUCCCCAUACAAUACAGCACUUGCUGGCUGUCAUAGGUAUUAUUAGUGAAUCAGUCCGUCACUGUUAAAGAAGACAAACCAGGGGGAAAAAAGUCCAAAUUAAAGAACGAUGCCGCUCGCCACCGACCUGAUGCACCCCCUCUACGAGGUGGAGAAGAGGAGGCACAAGAAGAAGAGACUGGUGCAGAGCCCCAACUCCUACUUCAUGGACGUCAAGUGUCCAGGCUGCUACAGGAUCACCACGGUGUUCAGCCACGCACAGAGAGUGGUGCCCUGCGCUGGGUGCUCCUACGUCCUGUGUCAACCCAAAGGAGGAAAGUGCCGCCUGACAGAAGGCUGCUCGUUCAGGAGAAAGCAACACUGAGUACGUUCCCAUCACGCCUGAAGAAAGACGAAAAGUGAAUGUCCCUGUCUCCAGCUCGCCCGGGGACUGCCAGGCUGACGUGAGCAGUACUCUGCUUGAUGGGGGUGGACUGAGGAUGGUGGAGGUUCCUCUCACUGCCGGCUGAUUUCAGUGGGGGCUGUAGUGUCCAGAAGCAGAGCCGUGCACAAACCACAUGCACACCAGAGUUAAAAAUGCUUCUCCCUACACAGUAACUUAAAUAUAAAUCUGUCGUAGAAUCGGAAGGUAUCAUAAAGAAAGCAUUGUUUUUACAGUAAGUCUUCAUUUUAAGGGACCUUUUCUAUGAAUUAAGUUCUUACUGUAAUAUACUUCUUCCAAUAAAAGCUCAGUGUCUUAAAUUCA